AUGGCGGAGACCAAGAUCAUCUAUCACAUGGAUGAAGAGGAGACGCCGUACCUGGUCAAGCUGCCCGUGGCGCCUGAGCGCGUCACGCUGGCCGACUUCAAGAAUGUGCUCAGCAAUCGGCCCGUGCACGCUUACAAAUUCUUCUUCAAGUCCAUGGACCAGGACUUCGGGGUGGUGAAGGAGGAGAUCUCCGACGAUAAUGCCAAGCUGCCCUGCUUCAAUGGUCGUGUGGUCUCCUGGCUGGUCCUGGCCGAGGGCGCACACUCAGAUGCAGGCUCUCAGAGCACUGAUGGCCACACAGACCUGCCCCCACCUCUUGAAAGAACGGGCGGCAUCGGGGACUCCCGGCCCCCCUCCUUCCACCCUAAUGUAGCCAGUGGCCGCGACGGGAUGGACAAUGAGACUGGCACGGAGUCUCUGGUCAGCCACCGGCGGGAGCGAGCCCGACGCCGGAACCGCGAAGAGGCUGCCCGGACCAAUGGGCACCCAAGGGGGGACCGGCGGCGAGACCUGGGGCUGCCCCCCGACAGUGCCUCUACUGUGCUGAGCAGCGAACUCGAGUCCAGUAGCUUCAUUGACUCAGAUGAGGAUGACAACACAAGCCGACUGAGCAGCUCCACAGAGCAGAGCACGUCCUCCCGGCUCAUCCGAAAACACAAGCGCCGGCGGCGGAAGCAGCGCAUGCGGCAGGCGGACCGUGCUUCUUCCUUCAGCAGCAUCACGGACUCCACCAUGUCCCUGAACAUUAUCACCGUCACUCUCAACAUGGAGAGGCACCACUUCCUGGGCAUCAGCAUCGUGGGGCAGAGCAAUGAGCGGGGGGACGGCGGCAUCUACAUCGGCUCCAUCAUGAAGGGUGGGGCCGUGGCGGCCGACGGGCGCAUCGAGCCGGGCGACAUGCUGCUGCAGGUGAAUGACAUCAACUUCGAGAACAUGAGCAAUGACGACGCUGUGCGGGUGCUGCGGGAGAUCGUGUCCCAGACGGGGCCCAUCAGCCUCACGGUAGCCAAAUGCUGGGACCCGACCCCCCGGAGCUACUUCACCAUCCCGAGGGCUGACCCGGUGCGGCCCAUCGACCCUGCCGCCUGGCUGUCCCACACGGCGGCGCUGACUGGAGCCCUGCCCCACUACGGUACGAGCCCCUGCUCCAGCGGCAUCACACGCACCAGCUCCUCCUCACUAACCAGCUCCGUGCCCGGCGCCCCACAGCUGGAGGAGGCACCUCUGACGGUGAAGAGCGACAUGGGCGCCGUGGUGCGCGUCAUGCAGCUGCCAGACUCGGGCCUGGAGAUCCGUGACCGCAUGUGGCUCAAGAUCACCAUUGCCAAUGCCGUCAUUGGGGCGGACGUGGUGGACUGGCUGUACACACACGUGGAGGGCUUCAAGGAAAGGCGCGAGGCUCGCAAGUACGCCAGCAGCAUGCUGAAGCGCGGCUUCCUGCGGCACACGGUCAACAAGAUCACCUUCUCGGAGCAGUGCUACUACGUCUUUGGGGACCUGUGCAGCAAUCUCGCAGCCCUGAACCUCAACAGCGGCUCCAGUGGGGCCUCGGAUCAGGACACGCUGGCCCCACUGCCCCAUCCGGCCGCCCCCUGGCCCCUGGGUCAGGGCUACCCCUACCAGUACCCGGGCCCCCCGCCCUGCUUCCCACCCGCAUACCAAGACCCUGGUUUCAGCUAUGGCAGCGGCAGUGCUGGGAGUCAGCAGAGUGAAGGAAGCAAAAGCAGUGGGUCCACCCAGAGUGCCGGCGGGAGCAGCCGGCGGGCACUGGGCCGUGAGAAGGAACGCCGGGUGGCUGGAGCCGGGGGCAGCGGCAGCGAGUCAGACCACACGGCACCGGGCGGCGUCGGGGGCAGCGGCUGUCGGGAGCGUCCAGCUAGUCAGCUCAGCCGGGGCUCGGCGGCCGCCCCGGGCCUCCCCCCAUCGUAUCCCUUAGCAAAGGCGUACUCGGUGGGGGGGGGGCCGCCGGGGGGGCCGCCCGUCCGGGAGCUGGCCGCUGUCCCCCCAGAGCUGACGGGCAGCCGCCAGUCCUUCCAGAAGGCCAUGGGGAACCCCUGUGAGUUUUUUGUUGACAUCAUGUGACUGAGGAGAGAGUGCCUUCAGCUCGGCCCCACGGUGGGGGAGCCAGUGGUCCUGCCCGCUCCUGCAGGAGGGCACCGCCUUUGGGCUUGUGUGGGCUUGCCUUAUUGGUGGCUGUCCUGGGUCAAGCGAGCCUGUGCUUGCCUGCACACAAGGGUUCAUGUCGGGGCCCAGGCCUGGACGGAGAGGGGGAGCAGGCUGGGUGAGGGGCUGAGGGCAGCCCAGACCACCGUGAUCUGAAUUCGGCAGUCCGUCCAUUCCUAUUUGGAGCAGCUUGUGUCUGUGCAGAGCCCGUGC
Odobenus rosmarus divergens (Pacific walrus) is the source of this 2376-nucleotide messenger RNA. RefSeq names its product dishevelled, dsh homolog 1 (Drosophila) (gene DVL1). Gene Ontology annotation, cellular component: cytosol. Gene Ontology annotation, biological process: canonical Wnt signaling pathway; intracellular signal transduction. Lineage: Eukaryota; Metazoa; Chordata; Mammalia; Carnivora; Odobenidae. The record is from RefSeq and is a predicted model, not a curated record. The transcript is spliced from 15 exons. Gene Ontology annotation, molecular function: frizzled binding. The coding region runs from base 1 to 2082 and encodes 693 amino acids.